AUGGGACAAACAGGGCUGCUGCUGCUGAUCGGCAUUGUGUUCCAUGUCGUCUAUUUGUUCAGCAUCUUUGAUAUCUAUUUCACGUCACCCAUCGUCCAUGGCAUGACACCACAGAGCAAUCCAUUGCCUGCACCAGCAGAUCGACUCGUUCUCUUUGUUGCCGAUGGUUUACGUGCUGAUAAGAUUGUCGAACGUGAAGGUCAAUAUCGAGCACCGUUCCUGCGAGAGAUUAUGCGAAACAAGGGCAGCUGGGGUGUGUCUCAUACGCGUGUGCCAACCGAAUCAAGACCUGGUCAUGUCGCUAUCAUUGCUGGUUUCUAUGAGGAUGUUAGUGCUGUUACAACAGGUUGGACAAUGAAUCCUGUCAAUUUCGACUCGGUCUUUAAUCAAUCACAUCACACGUGGUCUUUUGGUUCACCGGAUAUUCUUCCCAUGUUUCAACACGGUGCAAGCGAUCCCAAUCGAGUAGAAACGUUCAUGUAUCCACCCAAGUUUGAAGACUUUGCAGGAGAGUCAUCUCAUUUGGAUACUUGGGUGUUCGACCAUGUCAAGGAUUUAUUUGCUAGAGCCAAGCACGAUCAGGAACUCAACAAGCAGUUGCGAGAGAAAAAGAUUGUUUUCUUCCUUCAUCUUCUUGGAUUGGAUACCAAUGGUCAUGGUUUUCGCCCUCAUUCAGAAGAAUAUCACAACAACAUCAAGCUAGUCGAUCGUGGUAUUGAAGAGAUUGUAAAGCUCUUUGAUGAUUUCUAUAACAAUGAUGGGCGUACGAGCUAUAUCUUCACGGCAGAUCAUGGCAUGAAUAACCGAGGAGCUCAUGGUGAUGGCCAUCCUGAUAAUACACGCACACCCUUGAUUGCUUGGGGCGCUGGUAUUCGUGGACCUCUCAAGACGGGAUUAGGCCACGAUGAUUUUUCAAUGGAUUCGGAUUUGAAGGAAUGGCAACGGGAUGAUGUCUUGCAAGCUGAUAUUGCUCCUCUUAUGGCGACUUUGGUUGGCAUCGAUACACCCGUCAAUUCAGUCGGCCAGCUUCCAUUGUCUUAUUUGGAGAACAAUGAACAAUUCCGUUCAGAAGCCAUUUUUGCCAAUGCUCGUGAAAUUCUCGCCCAAUUCCAAGUGAAGCAUGAUGAAAAGGAAAAGAAUGAGCUCUUCUUUAGACCAUUUGCCCCCUUAUCGGGUUUGAAUGAUCCAGCAACUUUUGUGGAUGAGAUCCGACAACGCAUUGAUGCCCAGGAAUAUCUUCGAGCCGAGUUGUUAUCAAAGGACCUGAUUCAAUUAUGCUUGCGUGGUUUACGUUACUUCCAAACGUACGAUUGGCUAUUCUUACGCAGCGUGAUCACCAUUGGCUAUGUUGGCUGGUGUAUUUAUUGUACAGAGUUCUUGAUACGGAACCAUGUGCUCAACCAGGCGAACAUCAAGACUCCAAACAAGAUGACUACUUUGGUGAUCAACAUGCUAUCCGUGUUGGUUUUCAUUUUGUUGGGAGCCAUGCUGUGGGUUCAAAAGAUGCCUUCGAUUUACUAUGCUUAUAUUACAUUCCCGAUCUUCUUCUGGAACCGAGCUAUCCAUAACAAGAGCACUCUCAUUAUCGGCUUACGACUCGCUGCUAACGCUGGCAUCACCAAGUUUGUUUUCACUUGUGCAGCUGUUAUCGUUGUUCUCGAAGCUUUGGUCUAUAGCUUUUUCCGGCGUGAGGUGCUAUCGGUUUGUUUCGUGCUCGCUUCAGGAUGGCCUUUGACAAUGCCAGCACAAAUGCGUCAAAAGCAUCCACUUUUACUCUCAGCUUGGGCAUUGGCUUGCAUUAGUACAAGUGUUUUCACACUCUUGCCGGUCGAAAAAGGAGAAGAUAUCAAUCUUGUCGUCAUGGGUGGACUCUUUGGUGUGCUUUUGGGAUCGGCUGCUCUCUACAAGCUGAAAAUUACUGGACACGUUAGCAACAAGCUCAAUGCUUUGACCAAAUUCCAGCUUAUCAUCAAUCUUAUCAGUGUUGCAUUGGUUUAUUCAACAUCGAAAAGUUUAGAACGGCGUGAAGGUCUACCAGUAUUGAAUCAAUGGGCAAGCUGGGCUAUCGUUGGCACUUCGACCUUGUUACCUUUUAUCCACCGUGGUCCUCACGAUGAGCAUUAUUUGGCACGGCUAUUAAGCAUUUGUCUUGCUUUUGCUCCGCUCAUGACACUUCUCAGCAUAUCUUACGAGAUGUUGUUCUAUGUCUGCUUUUGCUCCACCAUUCUCUUAUGGCUUGAAACGGAACGCAUGCUUUAUUGUGGCACACGCACUUCGACGAAGCGGCCCAUGCAAUCAAGCGAUAUUCGAGCGGCCUUGAUGUUCAUGUUCUUUAUCGAAGUGGCGUUUUUCGGUACUGGCAACGUGGCAUCCUUGAGCAGCUUUUCAUUGUCAAGCGUGUAUCGUUUCAUUACGGUCUUCAACCCAUUCUCAAUGACGGCACUGCUCAUCACCAAGAUUUUGAUACCAUUCUGUGUUGUGUCCGCUGUCCUUGGAGUAUUGAGCGUGAGCCUGGACCUUGGAUCAUUCAGCUUGCUAUUAACAGUGAUGGCUGUAUCGGAUGUGCAAACAAUCAACUUUUUCUACUUUGUCACUGAUUAUGGAAGCUGGCUCGAGAUUGGCAUGAGUAUCAGCCAUUUUUGUAUAUCCGAACUUUUCAUUAUCUUUUCCAUCAUCUUAUUCUUGCUCUCUCAACUACUGGUGGGUCAUUUAACAGUGCCUCGAUUAACAAAAGACAAAUCAGCCUAG
Messenger RNA from Lichtheimia ornata, 2748 nucleotides. RefSeq lists its product as uncharacterized. Gene Ontology annotation, cellular component: endoplasmic reticulum membrane. Bases 1 to 2748 code for a protein of 915 amino acids. Gene Ontology annotation, biological process: GPI anchor biosynthetic process. Lineage: Eukaryota; Fungi; Mucoromycota; Mucoromycetes; Mucorales; Lichtheimiaceae. The record is from RefSeq and is a predicted model, not a curated record. The transcript is spliced from 10 exons. Gene Ontology annotation, molecular function: mannose-ethanolamine phosphotransferase activity.